Trichoplusia ni (cabbage looper) is the source of this 3684-nucleotide messenger RNA. Its product is annotated as ELMO domain-containing protein 2. The coding region runs from base 955 to 1896 and encodes 313 amino acids. The transcript has 2 exons. Lineage: Eukaryota; Metazoa; Arthropoda; Insecta; Lepidoptera; Noctuidae. The record is from RefSeq and is a predicted model, not a curated record. Gene Ontology annotation, molecular function: GTPase activator activity.
CGAACCCGGGAUCUCAGAGCUACCGACGCCUUGAAACUGGUGCGUACGCCACUUGACCACGAAAGUCGUCGACCACGGAGCUACAUUUUACAUUGUUCGUUAACUUAACAUUACCCGUAGUUUCCCAAAACUUUCUUAUGCCUUAUAAGUCUUAAGACAAUGCGUUAGUGAAAGAAAGUGGAGGAAAACACGAACCACGCGAUUUAGGGUUGGCUGUUGUGGAACAGAAAUCAGUUGUUUAAUCAAUUAUUGUUUAAAAUAGAUAUUAUCUACUCGUUACCAUGUUCUCAAACUGCACUCUGAUAACGAUAAUCUCUGAUCCCCUACACGCGAUUACGUUUAUCCUUCAUUGAAAUGUGAUUUAUAGCACUGAUGAUUAUAUAAAGGUUUAGUUGAGCCCUGUUAAGCCUGGUAACCGAGCCAAAUAUAAUAUCUGUCGAUUCUUUAAAUUAAAAUGAUAUCGAUUGAAUUACUGUCAAUAAUUUUUACACCAUUUGAGAUCUGGAUGCUAUGUUCGUUUUUUGGUUUCCCUUUUAGAAGAAAAUGCUUUUCCUUAUUUAAGAUUUUUUGCACCUAAGCUGGCAACUCUGAUUCGUUACUCUAGUGGAGCUCAUUUACGAUAUUUUUUAAUUGUAAUAAUUUUAUUUUUCUAAAUUAGUUAAAGGUUUUGCAAAUAUCCUUAUCUUAUCAUAGUGCCAAUCAUAAAAAAACACGUUAAAUCUAAGAAUAUACUUAUGUUUUUGUUAUCACAACAAAAUCAAACAGAAAUCGGUUAAACGUUAUCGACAAUACGAAGUUUUCGAUAUCGAUAACUCCAAUGUCAUGUAUAUCCAUCACUAUCACAUAGGUUUAAAAAACUGUGUGGUCAUGACAACCAGUGUGAAACUAUUGAAUUAUUAUUUUUAUUGUAUUAUAAAUCAGAUGCAGAAAUAGAAGCAGUGUAUUAAAAUAGAAAUGAUUGUGUUUAAUUUGUGGUCUGCAUUGCAAUGGUACCUAAGGCCAUUUAUAAAAUGGUUUCUCAGAAAAACUACUCAGCUGUGUGAACUGCAAAGAAUUUGUUACGGUGAUAAAGCUGGUUCAGAAAGAACUCGAAAUGUAGAAAAAUCAUUGAUGUUGUCCCGCACUCGAGACAUAAGAGAAAUCGUUUCACAUUUGGAUAAUAUUGUAAGCGAUAGAAGAUUCUCUCCACCGAUUCAUCGUGAAAUAUUAGACCCAUCUAUUGCAAUUAUACUAAGAGUAAAGAAAAUUAAUCCUAAAUUGCACCCAUCAUUUGUUGGAUCGUUUCGGCGCUGUUUGGAACAAAUCUGGUGCUAUAGGAGUCUAGUAGACAGAGUGGAAGAACUUCGUCAGACUCAGUUUGAUAGUAGUAAUGAAGAGCAUGAGGAAAAGUUGCUGUUGUUGUGGUCAUUGCUAGUACCUGAUAUAGAACUCGAAGCCCGGGUCACUAAGCAGUGGCAGCACAUAGGAUUUCAGGGUGAUGAUCCGAAAACAGAUUUCCGUGGCAUGGGUUUACUUGGACUGGAAAACCUCAUAUUUUUUGCUACAGAGUACCCGCAAGUCUCAAGCCAUGUCUUAAGCCACUCUUUACAUCCCAGAUAUGGUUACACAUUUGCUAUAGUAGGAAUUAAUAUCACUUCAAUGGCAUAUUAUCUCUUGAAAGAUGGUUCUGCCAAAACAUACAUGUUUAAUGCCAAACAGUACUUGCCGAAUAUUAGUUUAUUUCAUAGAUUUUACUGCUAUUUAUUUUAUGAAUUUGACAAAAUGUGGAUAGAAUCGAAACCACAAAACAUAAUGGAGUUCUCUGUUAUUUUCAAGAAGUUUGAAAAUGCUGUCAGAACUGAGCUGGCAGACCCAGCAUCAGUAUUUAGAAUAAAUGUUGAAGUUGACAAUAUAUAAUGUAAAUUAUAUUUAUAAAAGCUAGAAUAGAUCACAACUAGUUAUAGUGUUCACGAAGCAUUUAAAUUUAAAAGAGCUCAGCGCACAAAAGACUGAGUGGUAAUAAGUGUGAUACUUAAUCAUCUAAUUAGUGACUUGUGAUAAUAAUUCACCCAAUUAGUACAUUGCUUGAAGUUUUUAAUAUGCUUUCUUAAUAGAGAAACUAUCAAUGUUAAUGUGCAAUUAUUUACUGCAUAACAUAUUUUAUCUUUACAUAACUAUAUUUUCUUGUUUUCUCAGGGUUCUUGAUAUAACUGUUAGUUACAUAUUCUUGAUAUUAACAUUAUUGAAGCUUACCUGUUAAGAAUGGUUUGUACACAAACCAUGAUAAUUGGAAUUGACAUAUUUUCUGAUCUCUGUUGACAUAUUUGAGUAAGCUUUUAGGAUCUAGUGCAAUAAAUACAAUUAGGAUUUUCUAAAUAAGUUAUAUACUUGUGUUGAAGUACAUUAAAUUAUGAUUAAUAAUGCAAUUUUUGUUACAACUGUAUUUUUUUUCUAAUUUGGUUCGUUAUGAUAAUAUUGUCUUUUAUCAGAUAAUCAUAAUAAUCUUUUAGUACAUAUAUUUAUGGCUUUUUACCCUGUUCAAUGAGUUACUUCAUUGAAUUUUUAAUAUCAGAUAUUGAAUUGCAUAUGUUAACCUAUAAAUUGGUUUUAUGGUCACUUAAAUGAUUUUAUGCUGGUUCAUAUUUUCAUGAAAUUUUUAAAUACUUAUGCCCAAGGUUGAGCAAGUGCUUUUAAAAUAAUAUACUCAUUAAUAAUAUUAGUCUUCAACUUAUAUCUGCACUGCAAUGCUAUGGCAAGGAACUAAUGCUUGACUUCCUUUAAUAGUAUAAUUGCAAUAGAGCAAUGGCAAUACAUUUCAACUGAUAGAAAAACUGCAAAUACCUCCAAUAUUGUACAACACAUUUUAGUCUAGAGAUAUUAAGUAGGUAAAUAAUUAUGAAAUUAUUGUUUAAAGAAUUUCAGGGUGAGUGCUGAUGGCUUGCCGCCACCUAUUAACUUAAUAUUGAAGCUGUUGUGUGUGCAGAUCAAGCAGAUUGCACGGACAGCCAAGUGGUUGAGGACACAACGCCAAACCGACGUUUUCGCGGCUUCGCGGGUUCAAUCCACGCAUAGAAGCAUCUGGAUGUAUUUUUGCAUAUGACUUGAAUAUUAGUGAAACCCCCACAAUAAAAGGAUUAAAAUCCAAAGAGUUGUGGAAGUGCUCACGAUGUUGAGCUGCCUUUUAUCAACCACACUCAUAUUAAAGAGGUGGUGGCAGACCUCUUGAAAGACUUAUGGGGCAUAAUGUAACAUGUUACAUAGCAAGGAUUCAUAUAAUUGGUACAGUAAUAAACACUUUUACACACUGCACAAAUAUGAUAUUAUGCAACAUUGUACCUUACACUCCAUAUACCAGCCAGCACCUAGCUUUAUAUUAGACAAUAUUUACACACUACAUAAGACUUCCUAAACAUGGGCAUAGAUUUUGCUACUUAGUGGAAGAAAAAAAAUGUGUAUGAAAAUUUUACACAAGAAGUCCUUUUAUUUUAUUGUAAUUAAAUUGCUGGCUGAGAUUGCUGGCAACAUCUAUGACCCAGAUAAAUUAUAGCAAUAUUUAUUGUAUCUGUUGUGUGUUGUUGACAUGAGAUUUUAUUAGAUACCUCAUGAAGUGUAAAAAUAAUUUAUUAUGUAAUGUGAAUGUUGUGUAUGCCUUUUUGCUAUUUAUUUUAUUGAAAAUGCACAGAAUUAAAUAAUGGUUUGACUUAA